Strongylocentrotus purpuratus (purple sea urchin) is the source of this 735-nucleotide messenger RNA. RefSeq lists its product as uncharacterized. The transcript is spliced from 3 exons. The coding region runs from base 1 to 735 and encodes 244 amino acids. NCBI's taxonomy places the organism in Eukaryota, Metazoa, Echinodermata, Echinoidea, Camarodonta, Strongylocentrotidae. The record is from RefSeq and is a predicted model, not a curated record.
AUGGCUUCCUCUGAGCCUGAUCGUACAGAGUUUGAGGUAGAAGAGGAAGCAGCAAAUGGCUUCUUUGAAGGAGAUUGUCAUGAUUCCCCUUUUGAAGAUGACGAGUCAUCAUCAGAAUCAGAAGAGGAAAUCUCGUCAAGUGAAGAAGAGGAGAAUUUCCCAGAAACCGAAGAAAAUGAUAAUGAACCAGAACUUCCAGAUGAUGAUCUUGGCUUUGAUAAUGGAUUCGGAGCUGAGCCAUACAUGUUUCAACCAGUACUUCCUCCCGGAGUAGAAGCCCGUAGACCUCCUGUUGGUGACGACAGAAAUCGGCUAGAAACUUUAGAUUGGUGCCGUUGUGGGAAUUGUGUUCUGAUGAGAUCAGUUACUGAAAGUGUUUGCUGUCAGGAAGUCGACUGCAUCAAAACCAAGAUGGCAGAGACGGACACGCCAGAUGGAUGUUUACGUGACCACGAGGCCUUUUGGCGAGUUGCAUUGGACCCAAUUAUUUUGGACAUUGCUUAUGCCAGCUAUGGCAAGAAACAGCGACGAGGGGUAGGAAACUAUGCACAAGGGAACUUGAAUGCGCGAUACAGAUACACUGGAUACCACCAAGUUGUAAGAUGGUGUUGGGGUAUUCUUGGCAAAUACAACCGUGUUCCUAUUCCAUCGUGCGUUAUUGAUCGCAUCGCCACAACUUUCCCCCCACCGCCAGGGCAGCCCAGACGAGGUUUUCUGUAUGCCCCUUUGGAUUAA